UAACUAUUUCCUGUUUUUGAAAAGGUGAAGAUUUCGUCAAUCAGCUGAAUUUGUUCCAACUCCUUAGUUAUUUUGCAGUUUUAGUGACAGCUGUCAAUUAAGAAAAUGGGAAAGACAACAGAUGGAGAAACAUCAAUAAAGAAAGAAACCAUGGAAACCGAGGACACAGAAACCGGUACCCGGAAAAGUCAAAGGUUGAGACUUAAACCAGUACAGAGACACACAAAAACAAUCAAGGAGAAGAAAAACUUAAAGAACUGUAAUAAGAAUUUAAAAUCUUUACAAGUAUAUCUGAAAAACAAGAAGAAAGAAAAGAAAAAUUCUAACAGAGAGAAGAAAGCCGAUAGUGAUGCUCCUACCAUAUCAAAUAUAGGUUAUGUGAAGAUCAAAUCUGACACGACAUGUAAACUUUGCAAUCUUAAUCUUAAAACUGAACACAAAUUUCAUUAUCACAUGAAAACUCAACAUAAACAUGAUAAAGAGACGUCUCUGAAGCGUGUACAAGGGUCUAUAAAAUGCAAGAAAACAAAAAAGAAAUCAGUACAGAAAGCUAAAAGUUAUACUACAAGUGCAAUUAUAAAGGACGUUGAGAUAAAAUCAGAGGAAGAAAUCGAAACACAAACUGAUAAUUCAGACGAUGGGUCUCUUGAUUCAACAAAGUCUGUAAAAUGUAAACUCUGUCAGAAAGGUUACAAAAAACUAAAUGGUUUGAGUCAGCAUCUAAGAUUGACUCAUAAAACAUAUUGCAUUCACUGUGAAGAAAAUAUGUCCUCAGUUGAUGAGUUAAAAGAACAUCUCAACAAGACUCAUAAUAUUUUUGCAUCUGAGGAUGGUUCAUUUAAAUAUGGCUGUAAAAUUUGCGGAAAAACAUUUGCAAAUGGCCACAAGUUGAAAGCUCAUGAAUACGUUCACAACAUUCAUCCACCUUUGAAAUGCAGUAUCUGUCAUCAGAUUCUGAAAUCGGAAAAAACUUUAAGUUAUCACAUGAAAACAAAACAUAAUGAUGCAUAUCAGAAAAAUGUUUCAUGCGAAUAUUGUGGAAAGUUAUUCUGGUGUAAGUCUGAAUUGGAUAAACAUUCACGUGUCCAUACAAACGAACGACCAUAUUUAUGUCAUAUUUGUAGCAGUUCUUUCAAGACGGCAGGGAAUUUAAGAAAUCAUCAAAGGGCUAUUCAUGAAAAUCAUUUUUGGUUUUGUGACGUAUGUGGACAAAAAUUUAAAUCCAAACCUCGUUUUCAGGAACAUUUGUAUAAGGAAAAGCAUGGGAAAGAAGGGAAACCCAUCCAAUAUAAAGAAUUCCCUUGUAAUGAAUGUGGAAAAAUAUUCCCACGUAAAAUUGACUUUCAAAUUCAUUUCCGCAUUCAUUCUGGAGCUAAACCUUACAAAUGUGUUGAAUGUGGUCGAUCUUUCCGUUGUCAUAACCAUCUGACACAACACAAAGUUACCCAUACUGGUGAAAAACCUUUUAUAUGUAAAUUCUGUGGGAAAGGUUUUAGUCAGUAUGCUAAUGUUAAUUGUCACAUGAAAAAGCAGUGCAAGUUCAAAGGUCAAGAAAAUAAAAAUAUUUCAACCUUUAAGGAAGAUUCCACUCAAAUUUUUGAUCAUAGUUUAAUGUUGAAUGAGAGUUCAAUUCGUUUAGUAGCACCACCAGGCGUGAACAAAAUUAAACAGGAGAAAAAACCAAAAGCAAAAGAACCGAACAAACCUGAAAACACGAGUUGGAAAGUUAAGCAUGUAUCAGCCGACAUCGAAGGACCAGAAGAAAUACACAUCAAUCAUAAAGGAACACAAUCAGACUUUUCUCUUAAGACGGAAAAUGAAGAAGAAGUUAAAUCCGAUAAAAUUGUAGAUUUUCUAGUUGAUAACAUUGUUGAAGAUAUGCUGAAUGAUGUACGUAAUAUUACUGUAAAGAAACAAGAUGGAAGCCAUGAUGGUAGCGAAGAAAUUGUCAAAGUUGUAAGCGCUGUUAAAAAUGUCGGAAUUCAAGAUGGCAAUGGAGAAAUCAUCAAUGUUGUUGAUACUUGUAAAGAAAUCUUGGGUAGAGAUCAUAAAAACAAACAUGCCAGUCAGGAACGUAGCUGUAGAAUUAUAAACAUACUCAAAGAUGACAGCCAGAAUGAUAAAUGUGGAGUUGUCAACAUUAACAAAGAUGGUGGCAUAAAUGAUGAAUGUGAAAUUAUUAAAAAUGUUGAUAAAGAGAUACAACAGUUGCCAUCAGAUAUAGAGGGGGGAAUUUUACAACCAGAAGUGUUUACAGCAGAACCCCAUGUUUCUGAGGUCUCUAAUUUUGAAGACAAAUCAAAUCUAGCACUUACCGACAACCACCAAAUUAUGAUUCUGAGAAAUGAUGAUAUGCAAGAAAGCAAGGUAGUCUUGGCUGAAAUCACAGAAAACGGAAUGAUGCGUUACAUACCUGUACCUAUAACAGACCAAGACGGAACAACAAUGUUUGUUUUAGAUCCGGCAAAUACUGAGCAUUCAAAGACGUAUCAUAAUCAGUAUGACCUAUUGAAAGGUCACGCAGAAAGGGAGACAAUUCAUAUCUAUACACAACAAGGGCUAGCAACUGCAUGUUUACCACAGGGUGUUGAAACUGUGACUAGACCUCAGGGUCAAGAAUCUGUAGGUGAACAGCAAGUUCUUGAAUCGGCAGGUGAACAGCAAGUUCUUGAAUCUGUAGGUGGACAGCAAGUUCUUGAAUCUGUAGGUGGACAGCAAGUUCUUGAAUCUGUAGGUGAACAGCAAGUUCUUGAAUCUGUAGGUGGACAACAUUGCUUUGAAAAUACAACGAAUGCAGAAAAAAUAGAUCAAGACGGGUUUGAGCCAAUGGAAGUAACAUAUUCUUCAAUGUACAGUCUGUCAGAAAUGAAAUCUGCAGAAAAUGAUAUUUAAUGCCACACAUUGUUGUAAAUAAUUUAAUGAUUAGGCUAUACAAAAUAAUACAAGCGUGUCUGCUUACUCUCCCUAACCUUAUUUUUAGAGCCUACCCUAACACUAAAAUUUUUAAGCCAAUUUUGAACAAGCACUGUUAAUUUAGAUCUAAUUUUACGAAGAAAUCAACAUGGUGUAAACACAGAUCAAACUGACCCUUAAAUGAAAACAACUUUACCCUUUGCUCAAUAUUGAAGGGGUAACAGGAGACUUAAGCAAAAAUAUAUUUAUAUACUUGUUGCUUGUACAAUCGUUAAUUGCUUAGACUUUAGUUUUAUAUGAUGUGUCUUGUGUACUAUUAUUUAUCUGUUUGUCUUCGUUUUUAGCCAUGGCUGCGUCAGUUUAUUUUCGAUCUAUGAGUUCGACUGUUCCUCUUAUAUCUUUUGCCCCUCUUUUAGCUGUACACAUCUUUUUGCCCUGGGUUUAUCUGUCAAUAAUAAGUUAUGGUACUUUUGUCAUUUCAACAAGUACAUUAAGCAGUAUAGGUUAACUACAUCUGUCAAUAAUAAGUUAUGGUACUUUUGUCAGUUCAUCAGAUACAUUAAGCAGUAUAGGUUAACUACAUCUGUCAAUAAUAUGUUAUGGUACUUUUGUCAUUUCAUCAUAUACAUUAAGCAGUAUAGGUUAACUACAUCUGUCAUUAAUAAGUUAUGGUACUUUUUUUAGUUCAUCAAAUACAUUAAGCAGUAUAGGUUAACUACAUCUGUCAUUAAUAAGUUAUGGUACUUUUUUUAGUUCAUCAAAUACAUUAAGCAGUAUAGGUUAACUAUAUCUGUCAUUAAUAAGUUAUGGUACUUUUUUUAGUUCAUCAAAUACAUUAAGCAGAAUAGGUUAACUACAUCUGUCAAUAAUAAGUUAUGGUACUUUUGUCUGUUCAUCAAAUACAUUAAGCAGUAUAGGUUAACUACAUCUGUCAAUAAUAAGUUAGGGUACUUUGUUUUAGUUCAUCAAAUACAUUAAGCAGAAUAGGUUAACUACAUCUGUCAAUAAUAAGUUAGGGUACUUUUGUCUGUUCAUCAAAUACAUUAAGCAGUAUAGGUUAACUACAUCUGUCAUUAAUAAGUUAUGGUACUUUUUUUAGUUCAUCAAAUACAUUAAGCAGAAUAGGUUAACUACAUCUGUCAUUAAUAAGUUAUGGUACUUUUGUCUGUUCAUCAAAUACAUUAAGCAGUAUAGGUUAACUACAUCUGUCAUUAAUAAGUUGUGGUACUUUUUUUAGUUCAUCAAAUACAUUAAGCAGUAUAGGUUAACUAAAUUGGUCAUUAAUAAGUUAUGGUACUUUUUUUAGUUCAUCAAAUACAUUAAGCAGAAUAGGUUAACUACAUCUGUCAUUAAUAAGUUAUGGUACUUUUGUCUGUUCAUCAAAUACAUUAAGCAGUAUAGGUUAACUACAUCUGUCAUUAAUAAGUUAUGGUACUUUUUUUAGUUCAUCAAGUACAUUAAGCAGUAUAGGUUAACUACAUCGGUCAAUAAUAAGUUAUGGUACUUUGGUCAGUUAAUCAAGUACAUUAAGCAGUAUAGGUUAACUACAUCGGUCAAUAAAAAGUUAUGGUACUUUUGUCAGUUCAUCAAAUACAUUAAGCAGUAUAGGUGAACUACAUAUGUCAGUACUAAGUUAUGGUACUUUUGUCUGUUCAUUAAAUACAUUAAGCAGUAUAGGUUAACUACACAUGUUGUUUGCAAUGACUUUCAAGUGUUCAUGUCUGACUGGGUUCAUAUGACCUUGACCAGUGUCAUGGUUCAUUGAUCAAUAUUAAGAUUUUGUUGUAUGAUCUGUUUCUUACAUGUACUAGGUAAUAUUAGAAAUGGAAACACUGUAUUUGGUGUAUGGAAUGAUUACAAGGUCAUGAAGGUGGACAUGUCUGUCUCACCAUGACCUCAUUUUCACAUAAGAACGUUAACAUUCCAUAUUGUUAAGUGUAAGUGAUUAUGGACGAAAAACCUUUGUAUUAAUCAUGUUAAUGAUAUAACAGAUUUUCAUAAAAAAAAAUCAUUUAUAGAAAAAAGGCAGAACAUUUCAGCAUGUGUAGUGUGCACUCUUGCUGAUUUUUUAAAGUUUUCUUUUUUUUAAAGAUAUUUUUCAUGCCUUUAUUACUUGGUUCGUAAACUAAAAGUGCUUUUGAAAGGAUUUACAAAAAAAAAUAUGUUCAAAUUUCAAAAAUACUGUAAAUUACAGAAUCCAACAUCUGUGAUUUAUUCAAUAAUCAUUUGUUUUCUAUAUCUAUAUUAGAGAAUGAAGUUAGAUAUGACACAGUUAUAAUAAUUGAUGAAAUUCAUAAU
Mytilus trossulus (common blue mussel) is the source of this 5211-nucleotide messenger RNA. RefSeq names its product zinc finger protein 888-like. Gene Ontology annotation, biological process: regulation of transcription by RNA polymerase II. Gene Ontology annotation, molecular function: RNA polymerase II transcription regulatory region sequence-specific DNA binding; DNA-binding transcription factor activity, RNA polymerase II-specific. Gene Ontology annotation, cellular component: nucleus. The record is from RefSeq and is a predicted model, not a curated record. The transcript is spliced from 3 exons. NCBI's taxonomy places the organism in Eukaryota, Metazoa, Mollusca, Bivalvia, Mytilida, Mytilidae. The coding region runs from base 106 to 2892 and encodes 928 amino acids.